Molecule: messenger RNA, 3364 nt
Organism: Trachemys scripta elegans
Lineage: Eukaryota; Metazoa; Chordata; Testudines; Emydidae
Gene: TMEM165
Product: transmembrane protein 165
Exons: 6
Coding region: 168-1151 (327 amino acids)
Biological process (GO): calcium ion transmembrane transport; Golgi calcium ion homeostasis; Golgi calcium ion transport
Cellular component (GO): Golgi apparatus
Molecular function (GO): manganese ion transmembrane transporter activity; calcium ion transmembrane transporter activity
Source: RefSeq, a predicted model, not a curated record
CUCCCUCCACCCGCGCGCUGGGACUCGGUGGCGGCCGGUGCAGGAGACGGUUGCGGCGGCUGCGGGGAUCGGCUCGUCCUCACCCGGGAGCGGCCAUGGCGCGGCGCCGCUAGGUUUCCCUGCGGGGUCGGGUCGAGCCGGGGCCGCUCCGCGAGUCGCAGGCCGGGAUGGGGCCGGGGGGCGGCCGGCAGGGCCCGGAGGCAGCGGGAGGCCGAGCGUCCUGCCGGGCCGCCGCGCUGCUGCUCCUGCUGCUCCUGGCCGCGCCCGCCGGGCUGCGCGCCGCCCUGGAGGAAGAGACCGGCAGGAACAAGGAGCCGCCGGCGCCGCUACAGCAGCAGCAGCCGCAGCCCGCGGUGCAGGGGCUAGAUCCGGCCCGGGCCGAGAAAUGGCCCACGGCAGUUCCUCCAGUUCAUCUUAUCAGUGAAGAAUCUGCUGAUAAAACUAAUUUGGGGUUUAUUCAUGCUUUUGUGGCUGCCAUAUCAGUCAUCAUUGUGUCAGAACUGGGGGAUAAGACCUUCUUUAUUGCAGCCAUCAUGGCAAUGCGUUAUAAUCGUUUGACUGUAAUGGCUGGUGCCAUGCUUGCCUUAGGACUGAUGACAUGCUUAUCAGUUUUAUUUGGCUAUGCCACCACAGUUAUCCCCCGAGUGUACACAUACUAUGCGUCAACUGCACUGUUUGCAAUUUUUGGCAUCAGAAUGCUUCGGGAAGGCUUGAAGAUGAGCCCAGAUGAGGGUCAGGAGGAGCUGGAGGAAGUUCAAGCAGAAAUCAAGAAAAAAGAUGAAGAAUUCCAGAGAACAAAACUAUUAAAUGGGCCAGGAGAUGUGGAAACAGGGACAGGCACAAAUAUACCUCAGAAGAAGUGGCUGCAUUUUAUUUCUCCAAUUUUUGUUCAAGCUUUUACUUUAACGUUCGUAGCAGAAUGGGGUGAUCGUUCUCAAUUGACAACAAUAGUCCUGGCAGCAAGAGAGGAUCCCUAUGGUGUGGCAGUGGGAGGAACAGUAGGACACUGUCUUUGCACUGGGUUAGCAGUUAUUGGAGGAAGGAUGAUAGCACAAAAAAUUUCUGUUAGGACUGUGACAAUCAUAGGAGGCAUUGUUUUCUUGGCGUUUGCAUUCUCUGCACUAUUUAUAAGCCCGGAGUCUGGUUUUUAACAAGCUUUUUUUCAUUGUCUUUAAAAGAGCAAGGAUUGGGAGGAACAAGCUUGUCCUUGUGUGUUGCUGUAUAUAAUGUACAGGUAUUGUUGCUAAACAAGCACUGAAAAUGAGAUACUGCACUUCUAUAGCAAUGAUUUGUCAGUUUGGCACAUUCAUGGACCCUGUGCCAUGAAGAUCUGCUUCCUGUCUGGUUUGCAAGGUGUAUUUAAGUGGUGGUUGGGUGACUCACAGGAUUUGAGUCGCUUUCUUGCUUGCUGAACCUGAUCAGAUGGCUUUUGAGGAUCUGCAUCCACAAACAUGAGGCUUCCUUCCUCUGUUCCACAUGAUCACUAUUGCUGUCUGUUCUAGAGCUUAUCCAUCUGGCUAACUGAGCAGCUGCCUUGCCAACAGGCAUUUAUGAUGUUACAAAUUUCCCAAUAACCAGUAUGAGAGAGAAAAUCAUUGACUCUCACACUUCACUUCCAGGAUACCCUAGUAGCCUAAGAAACCUGAGGGCAGUUCCCAAGCCAUUAAGUGACUGAACCACCUAUUGAAACGUUUAGAAUUAAUUUUAAAAAAGCAAAUAUCUUAAUCAGGGGCAUUUGGUAUGAAGUCAACAAAAGUGCUGACUCACGAUGUACUGUUUUCAACAACAGACAAUCUGGCUAGAUCUGAUUUUUCUUUUCUUAACCAAUUCUUUUUUGUAUUAAGUUGAAAACUUAUAAUAUACAUCAUAGUAAUAAAAUGGUCAAUAUUUGACAAUGCUGCAUUCCCAAAUUUGAACAAUAAUGCAAUUCUUACAGAUUAAGAUGUGUUAUUUUCUUUAAUAGUGUAAUGGGGGGAAUGUAAAUAAAACAGUGGUGUCUCCAUUUUAGUUACUUUCAACUUCUUUUUUGAUGGUGGUUCAUUUAAUUCCCUUAGCAGAGAGCGAGGUAAUGGCUUCUUGCGUGCACUGAGGGAGAGGCUCGCUUCUUAUCCAGGUAUGGUUGAAAAGGGAAGCGAUGUUGAUUUUGUGGCUGGAGUGAUAAGAUGUCAUGACAACUUUGCACAGCUUUAUUACCGGAAUAUAUCUGUAAGCACUCUGCCGUUUAUGCAAUGUGGAGUUGGCUUCUGAAUUCACACCAGGUGCAUGGCGUAUAAUGAAAUGUUUUAAGCUGAAAUACAUGAAGUAGCAGACUUCUGUAAAGUGCAGUCCGUGAUGGUUGGCUUUAGCAGGUGCUCUAGGACCAGGGGUGAAAGUGAGCUGCACCGACCCAUACCCAGCCCACAUUAAAGUGCUGCUGCGGCAGUGCUUUAAUGUCCCUGCCUCUUUUGCCUCCCCUGUCGGCAGCCCUGCUGGUAGGGUCCAUCCUGGCAGGGCCAUCGACUGGGGAUGGGCAGCGACGUUAAAACACUGCCGUGGAAAAGGGCCCUGCAGCGCCCUAAUGUCCCUGCCCUGUCUCCUCCUCCUCUCCCCCCCACCCUCCUGCAGCCUCCGACGGGCGGGGCAAAGGGAGCAGUUGCCCUGGGGCUGGCAAUUUAAAAGGGCCCGGGGCUCCGGACGCUGCUGCCGCUAGUGCAGCAUCAGUGUCUGGAGCCCCAGGCCCUUUAAAUCAACUUGGGAGCUCCAGGUGGCACAGGCCAGGUGGCCUGAAAGGGCUGGUUAGGGGAUGCUGACCCCCCCAGCCCCAUCCCUUCCGCCCGAGGCCCCGUCCCUUCCGGGGGCCAGAGCCGUCCCCCCGGCCCAUACCAGUAAGUGUCCUGACUUACUUUCACCCCUGCCUAGGACAAAUAUAAAUACUGAGUCUGACAAAGUGAAGACUUGAAUAGUUGUAGGCUUGAAGUGUAACUUUCAGAAACACUUGAACUUGAAACUUCUUGGGGCAGGCAAAACUUGACCAAAAAAGCAAUUGUCUAGCUGCCCUCAGAUUAUAUAGUAUGUAUGUACCAAAGAAACUGUACCUUUAACUGUAGUAAUAGCCUUCCCACCCAGCACUGCAUCCUAACUCCAAAGAUGUUCCUUCAUAUAACCCCCAACAACAAAAACCUAAAUGCACCCCUCUAACGUGCCUCUUAGAAAGAUUAGUUGAACAAUGAACUGCACGUAUACUAAAAUAAAUGUUAAAGUGGGUUACACCAGCAUCAAACUUUCCAGAAAAAUGAACCUGGGCAUAUUUUAUUUGGAUUAAGUUGCUUUUUAAGGUGUCUGAACAUCUGUGUAAGGUUAUGGAAAUAAAGUGAAUCAAACUACU